Messenger RNA from Alnus glutinosa, 3595 nucleotides. Its product is annotated as putative pentatricopeptide repeat-containing protein At5g08310, mitochondrial. NCBI's taxonomy places the organism in Eukaryota, Viridiplantae, Streptophyta, Magnoliopsida, Fagales, Betulaceae. The record is from RefSeq and is a predicted model, not a curated record. The coding region runs from base 938 to 3481 and encodes 847 amino acids. The transcript is spliced from 3 exons. Gene Ontology annotation, molecular function: protein binding.
GGCCUUUUCUUGUAAAACAAUUGUUAAGAGAACCCCUUCGCCGGGAGGCCCAACAGCCCUCGAUCUAAAUAUAUAUAAAAAUAGUAUAAGCAAGACCGAUCUUUUGGGAUGGGGCCUGCAUGCCAGAAUUCUCUCUAGCUUGCUGGAUUAAAGGAUUCAUCAGAUCGAGUAAAAGCACUUUGAAAGAUCAUUUCUUGAUCAAAGAUGGCAGCUGGAGAAAGCUUUGUUGCAUGUGUUCACUCGUUCCAUUCUUCCAGCAGGUCUCUGGAAUUAACGUGAUCAUGUUUUAUGCGCCUGUUCUUUUUCUGAUCGACUUUGGGUUUUGGCCAGAAAGCUUCACUCAUGUCUGCGGUCAUCAUCGGAGUUGUCAAUGUCCUUGCCACGUUUGUUUCCAUCUACUCAGUCGACAGGUUUGGGAGAAGGGCUCUGUUCCUUGAAGGUGGCGCUCAAAUGAUCGAUUAUUUGCCAGAUUGGUGUGGGAACCAUGAUUGGCAUGAAAUUUGGGGCAAGUGGAGAAGCCGUUUUGUCGAAAUUCGAAGCGGAUUUAAUCUUGCUCUUAAUUUGCUGUUAUGUGGCUGCAUUCGCAUGGUCUUGGGGCCCAUUGACAUGGCUGUUACCCAGCGAAAUCAGUCCUCCAGAGAUCCGAUCGGCCGGGCAAGCCAUCAACGUCUCCGUCAACAUGCUGUUCACCUUUGUCAUUGCUCAAGCCUUCCUCGCCAUGCUUUGCAGUAUGAAGUUUGGUCUCUUCUAUCUCUUUGCCAUCUUUGUCAACUUCAUGACUAUUUUCAUUUACUUCUUCCUUCCCGAGACAAAGAACGUCCCCAUUGAAGAGAUGAACACAGCGUGGAAAGCACACCGAUUGGCGAACAAAAGAUCGCAUUGAAGCGGCUACCGGUAAAUAUCUCUCUUGAGAAAGCAAAUCCUUUCAGAAGAACCUAUGGCGCUGCUAAGAAUGAUAGGAGCCCAUAAAAGUCUUUGCAAAUCAGUUAAACCCGUCAACCCUUAUGCUCUGGUUUCACUUUUCUUCAUCAAGAACCUCUCUCCCACAUCACAUUCUCACAGACCCAUUUGCACCAAAACCCGCAAUGACUCAUCUUUUCCUUCAGACCUCACCAGCAUCACCAGCGCCCUCAUUUCCAUCUUCACCAAGCAACCCUUUUCCCCAGACAAUCCAGAACUCAAGAACCUUGUUCCAAGACUGACCACCCAAGUUGUUGAAAGUGUGCUAAACGGCCUAAAGAGUUGGAAAAUAGCUCACAUGUUCUUUACUUGGGCCUCAAAUCAAUGUGGGUAUAAGCACAACUGUUAUACUUACAAUACCAUGGCCUCGAUCCUAUCCCGUGCUCGACAAAUUGCCCCACUGAGAGCGUUGGCCAUGGAUAUUCUAAAUUUCCAUUGUUCCAUGACUCCGGGAGCUUUGGGACACCUCGUAAGGUGUUUAGGCAGUAUGGGAUUGGUCGAAGAAGUUAACAUGUUGUUUGAUCGAGUUAGAACGAUGGGGCUUUGCGUUCCGAAUAAUUAUAGCUAUAAUUGUUUGCUUGAGGCUAUAUCCAAGUCUAAGUCUAUUGAUUUGAUUGAAAUGAGAUUGAAAGAGAUGCACGAUUAUGGUUGGAAAUCUGAUAAGUACACGUUAACCCCGGUGUUGCAAGUUUAUUGCCAUGCGGGGAAAUUUGAAAAAGCAUUGAGUGUUUUUAAUGAUAUGAAUGAGCAAGGGUGGAUUGAUGAGCACGUUUUCUCUAUCUUAGCUUUGUCUUUUAGCAAGUGGGGUGAGGUAGAUAAGGCAUUCGAAUUGAUUGAGAGAAUGGAAGACCGUAAUGUUAGAUUGAAUCAAAAGACUUUUUGUGUCUUGAUUCAUGGGUUUGUAAGGGAAUCCAGAGUGGAUAAGGCCCUUCAAUUGUUUGAUAAAAUGCGGCAAUCAGGAUUCAAUCCUGAUGUUUCGCUAUAUGAUGUGCUUAUAGGAGGACUCUGUAAAAAUAAAGAGCAGGAGAAAGCCUUAUGUUUGUAUUCAGAAAUGACGCAGUUGGGUAUUCAUCCUGAUGUUGGAAUACUUGCAAAGCUUAUGACAUUCUUUGAAGAGAGGGAAAUGAUCCGAUUACUUGAGGAAAGCAAAGAAGUUAUGGACGAGAAAGCUAUAAUUUUGCUUUACAAUACUGUUUUAAAUGGUCUUGUCAAUAACAGCUCACUCGAUAAAGCUUGUCUCUUGCUCCGGGUGAUGAUGGGAGAUCAACCUGAUUCUGACAUUGAAUCAUAUAAACUCCCAAGGGUUAAUAAAGCUAUUGGCCCUAACACCACUUCUUGUAGAAUUGUUAUUGAUGGUCUAGUCAAGACUGGUAAGUUGGACCUAGCACUUACCCUUUUCCGUGAUAUGAAUCGAAUUGGUUGUGAACCGGAUAUUUUACUUUAUAACAAUUUAAUUGAUGGUCUGUGCAAUUCAAAUAGAUUGGAAGAGAGUUAUGAGCUUCUUAGAGAGAUGAAGAUGUCAGGAUUUGAACCAACCCAAUUUACUCACAAUUCUAUAUUUGGGUGCCUAUGUAGAAGAGAGGAUGUUGUAGCAGCGCUUGAUCUGGUGAGGGAGAUGCGCGCUCAUGGGCAUGAACCAUGGAUAAAAUAUUCUAGCUUGCUUGUAAAAAGGCUGUGCAAACAUGGGAGAGCUGUAGAAGCUUUGAAAUUUCUUUCUAGCAUGGUUCAAGAAGGUUUCCUUCCUGAUAUAGUUGCCUAUUCUGCAGCCAUAGACGGUUUAAUCAAGCUUCAAGAAGUGGAUCGAGCUUUGGAGCUAUUCCGGGACAUUUGUUCUCGUAACUAUUGCCCUGAUGUGGUUGCAUAUAAUAUAUUGAUAGGUGGGCUCUGUAAGGCAAAAAGAGUUUUAGAAGCCGAAGAUAUUCUGAAUGAGAUGGUGGUCAAGGGGCGUGUCCCCUCAGUUGUUACCUACAACCUUCUUAUAGAUGGAUGGUGCAAAAAUGGUGAUGUUGAUCAAGCCAUGCUUUGCCUUUCCAGGAUGCUUGCGGAAGACAGAGAGCCUAGUGUGAUAACUUACACUACGUUAGUGGAUGGGUUGUGUAAUGCUAGAAGACCUGAUGAUGCACUGAUGCUUUGGAAUGAAAUGGGAAAAAAAGGGUGUGCUCCAAACAGAAUUGCUUUCAUGGCCCUCAUUCAUGGUCUUUGCAAAUGUGGUAGGCCCAACACAUCACUCGCUUUUCUCCGCGAGAUGGAAGAGAAGGAAAUGAAACCUGACACAUUUGUCUAUGUAGCAUUAAUAAGUAGUCUUGUGUCCAAUCGUAACCUAACCUUGGCUUUGGAAAUUUUAAAGGAGAUGGCUGACAAAGGAAACUUUCCAGAACCACUAGAUAAGAAUUGUCUAAUUGUUAGAGAUGCAGUACUUAAGUUGUUAGAAGAUGCUAAGACUUCCUCAGGAGUUAAAAAUCUUAUUGCGGAGGGUAGAAUUCCUAGAAUGUGUUAUUCAGAUGUUGAAGGUGGAGGUUGACUUGAGCCAGUUGUUUGAGGAGUAGUCAAUAAGAUUGUUCAUAAAAGCUCAACCAAAUUUUAGUGUGGAAUCAGAGUGCACAUGGUUAAAGAAACAUGUCUUUCUCGGCUUUAA